GUGCACUUGUAGUUACUUUGGCGUCCCCGUGUGGAUCGUUUGUAAUACAGAAAUAACGGUCAACUGUUCUCAUUUUAUAGUGAUCUAGCUGUAUGCAUUGUAUAUAAUUUCCAAUUAAGUCUCUCGCAGCUUAUGAAAUAUCAUUUUACCUGUAUACAUUCCACUGACAAAAGCUUUAGUGCAAAUGUCUAUUCAUUCCCAGAUACACAAAGAUGAAGACAGCCACCAAUAUCUACAUCUUCAACCUGGCCAUGGCAGAUGCUCUGGUCACCACCACUAUGCCCUUCCAGAGCACUGACUACUUGCUUAACUCAUGGCCUUUCGGUGAAGUGGUCUGUAAGGUCUUCAUUUCAAUUGAUUACUACAACAUGUUCACCAGUAUAUUCACUCUCACCAUGAUGAGUGUGGACCGGUAUGUGGCAGUGUGCCACCCUGUGAAGGCCUUGGAUUUCCGAACGCCCGUGAAGGCCAAGAUCAUCAACAUCUUCAUCUGGGUGCUCUCCUCAGCCGCAGGCAUCCCAGCCCUGGUUCUGGGCAGCACUCAGACCAAUAAUGGUAGCUACUAUAUUUACUCUUCACACACACCUUUGUACAACUAUUUUAUUCAAUGCAUUUAAUGCAUAGUUACGAUUUGCAUUCAGCAACUUCAUUAUUAUGUACAUGAAUAAAAUAAUUACGUAAGCUCAUUAUUUAUCUGUAACUUUCUCAUUUACAAUUCUUUGGUAACACGCUUCUGAGAGAGGCAUCUGUAAUUUAGAAAAAACAAAUG
Molecule: messenger RNA, 769 nt
Organism: Clupea harengus (Atlantic herring)
Lineage: Eukaryota; Metazoa; Chordata; Actinopteri; Clupeiformes; Clupeidae
Gene: oprk1
Product: mu-type opioid receptor-like
Exons: 1
Coding region: 213-617 (134 amino acids)
Biological process (GO): G protein-coupled opioid receptor signaling pathway; neuropeptide signaling pathway; sensory perception of pain
Cellular component (GO): neuron projection; plasma membrane
Molecular function (GO): neuropeptide binding; dynorphin receptor activity
Source: RefSeq, a predicted model, not a curated record